Molecule: messenger RNA, 4122 nt
Organism: Thunnus maccoyii (southern bluefin tuna)
Lineage: Eukaryota; Metazoa; Chordata; Actinopteri; Scombriformes; Scombridae
Product: putative helicase mov-10-B.1
Exons: 23
Coding region: 480-3479 (999 amino acids)
Molecular function (GO): RNA binding; ATP hydrolysis activity; 5'-3' RNA helicase activity
Source: RefSeq, a predicted model, not a curated record
UACGUUUGAAAAAAAUAUUUAUACUAUUUAGCAGAUACAGACCACAAUGUAUGGACAGAAGGAUGGAGCGCGCUUUAACGGCAAAUUUACAAUAAUCUCUACAUCAGAAAUUAUAUGAGCACGAAGGUUACACAGAGCUGCUCGGACAGAUAAAUUAUUUGGUCCAUAUUUGUCCUCGGUUUCGCUUACUUGGCUUUCAACGCGUUAGGUUUCGUUUCUCCGGCUGGCUGUCUGUGUGUGUGCACUUGCUUUAAUCUCCGAGGAUGACCGAGCAUCACAGCUUCAAGUGGCGCAGCUCCGCAUCAUCGGACACAGCGUGACACACCGCCCACGCGGACUGUCCUGGAAUAUAAAUCGAGCCGUUUGUGAGAUUACCUCAAAUAUGCGGACGCAACAACCUGUGUUUCGAUGAGCGACAUAGCCAUAUUAUCCCGGACAUUGUCGUGUUUGAAUAACUUUGAACGUUCAGAUUUUUAAACAUGAUUAAGAAGCCAUUAUCUGUACUCUGCCAAAUUGGACUCGACUUCUUUGAGUUUUUGAAGGAAAAUGAACGAACUUCCAUCACUAACAGACUUGAACUCAGAGACAUUUACAACAAAGAGUUCAGGGACAGGAAUGCAGGGAUCAAAGAUCCAAACUUUGGUUCAGUCCUUCAUGCCCUGAAAGUCUCUAACAAAAUAAUAAGAAGAGGAGACACUAUUCGCUUCACUUCUUCGGUAAGAGAUCUGUAUCUGGACCAGUGGGACUCAUCCAGGGACCGCCAGCCGCAGCGGACCCAGAAUGGAGCGGCCAGUCCCGGGCCAGUACAGACUGUCACCUCAUCAGAAGAAGCAACGACGGGGGUUCGAGCCAGGAGGAAACUGGCCAGUCUAUUGGUGAACAAGCUCAAGACAAACAGGGCUCAGUUCAUCUCUGACAAACAUGGUGUCAGCAUCACAUCUGACCGUCAGUUUGAGGAUGGGACACUUUGCUUGUGUGUGGUAAACACAUAUGAGUACGUGGUAAAUCUGACUGUGGAAAACACGGGAACAGAACCUGUGUAUUUCACCUACUACACCCCGCUGCGCUGGCUCAAAUACUUCACUCUAAACGAUGAGCGCAAGGUGACCAAGACAAACCCUCUCACUCUAAACCCAGGUGAUGGCUAUGAAAUCCAGGUUCGAUUCCACUGCAGUUUGGUUGGUGUCUAUCCAGCCACACUGGCCUUUGAGUUUCAACCAGACCUGCACUCCACUCCAUUCCACAUUGUGCGCUUUAUUGAGGCUCAAUGUAUGACCUCCUUAGGACUGGAGCUGGCACCUGUAGCCCCUUACAAACCCCGCUCCCUUCCUGUCUUUAUCCCUGAAACUUGUUUCACGAUUGAGGAUGGGCAGCCACCUGAAAGGCUCUCUGAGAUGCACCUAAAAAAUGAAGUUAUGCUAAAAGCGUACAAAAUACUACCAUAUAUGUACGAGCUCAUCCAGUCACUGAAGAAGUGUACUCCUUACUCUGAUAGAAGAAUUGCCAAGUUACGAUGUCCCUUGAGCUGGGAGAACUACUCAGAGAAGUUCCAGCUGCUGCUUUAUCUGGAGGAGCUUCAGAUGGAGGUGGACAUCGGGAGAUACAACAUCCCCAACAAUGACAGAGAACACGCCUGCAUGGUCAGAGAUCGGAUCAACAAGAAACUUCUCAUUCUGGAGGUACCUGGUGUGUCUGAGAACCGUCCGUCUGUGCUGCGAGGCGAUCAGCUGCUUGUGUAUCCCGCAGGAGAGACAGGGGUGAAGUACCGCGGCUACGUCCACAGUGUGCAGCUGGACAGCAUCAAACUGGGCUUCAGCUCAAAAUUGCUGGAUCGCUUUGUAGAUGGGAUGAAGUUCAAUGUUGAGUUCACUGUCAACCGCCUGACUCUGCGUCUUCAGCACAGAGCAGCGGAGCUGGCAGCUACAUACAGACUGGGAGAGGUGUUGUUCCCUGCUGCACCCACAUCCUCCUCUCAGCCAUCUGAACUUCCCAAACUGAGGCUGUUUGACUCUCAGCUCGAGAGAAACCCGGAGCAGUUUCAAGCUGUGCAACAUAUUGUAGCUGGCUCAUCCAAACCUGCUCCUUAUCUGGUGUUUGGCCCUCCUGGCACAGGCAAAACGGUGACUCUGGUGGAGGCCAUCAAGCAGAUAGAGAAGACUCAGACCUCCUGCCACAUCCUGGCCUGCGCUCCCUCCAAUAGUGCUGCUGAUCUGCUCUGUGAGAAGAUUGUGGUCCACGUGGACAAGCGUAAAGUAUACCGCAUGUACGCCAGCAGCCGGGACCCAAAAUGUGUCCCUGAACAAUUAAAGGCAUGCUCUAACCUGGUAGGGGAGUGUUACGUUUAUCCUGCUAAAGAGGAGCUGAUGGAGUACAAGAUCCUGGUUACGACCCUGUUAACUGCUGGAAGGCUGGUCACAGGAAACAUUCCCACAGGACAUUUCACUCACGUGUUUGUGGAUGAGGCAGGACACGCUGUGGAGCCUGAAUGUUUAAUCCCGCUGGCAGGGCUGCUUCAUGCAGAGUCUGGUCAGGUUGUUCUAGCUGGGGACCCCAAGCAGCUCGGACCUAUUCUCAGAUCACCUUUUGCGCUGAAAUUCGGCAUGGGAGUGUCCCUCUUGGAGCGAAUGAUGAAUGACUUCACUCUGUACCAGAAGGAAGAGGGUGUGCUCAACAAGCGCUUUGUCACCAAACUGCUGCGCAACUACAGGUCCCAUCCUGCCAUUUUGAAGAUUCCCAACGAGCUCUUCUAUGACGGAGAGCUCCAGGUCUGUGCAGAUGAAUUUUUACGCAACUCCUACUGUAGAUGGGAAUACCUCCCGAAGAAGGACUUCCCAGUGAUUUUCCAUGGGGUGACAGGCAUCGAUGAGCGUGAGGCCAGCAGCCCUUCAUUCUUCAACAGAGCAGAGGCGGAGGUGCUGAUGGACUAUGUGAAGAAACUGCUGGAGACACAAGCAAAGAAGGGCCUGGCUACCAUCAAUCCCCGAGACAUAGGCAUCAUCGCCCCCUACCGGAAACAGGUGCAGAAAAUCCGUAAGGCCCUGGAAAAAGUUGGGAAAGACCUCAAACGUACGGACAUGGAUGACCUGAAGGUUGGUUCGGUGGAGGAGUUCCAAGGUCAGGAGAGGAGAGUGAUAUUGGUGUCUACAGUUCGGAGCAGCCGUGACUACACAGAGAUAGACAAACAGUUCAACCUCGGCUUUGUCAAGAAUGAGAAGAGGUUCAACGUGGCUGUGACUCGAGCUAAAGCCCUUCUGAUUGUGGUGGGAAACCCUAUAGUGCUGAACGCAGAUCCUGUCUGGGCCCGGUUCAUCCAGUACUGUAGAAAUGAGGGAGGCUACACUGGAUUUAUACAUGCAGAGGAAGAAGAAGACAUGGUGGCGAGACUUGCUGCCCUCUACAUCCAGAUCGAGGCUGAAGUGGAGACUGCCGAGAGCGUCGUCCAGCAGCACCUGGACCCCGAGUGGAGGAAUGACCUGUGAGGAAAAGGAGAACUCCUGUCCUGAACACUUGAAGGAACUGAUUAUGCUCUACAUUUGGUGUAUGUCACCACUUGAUACUUGAAGCAGAGGUUCAUGAAACGGUUUCAUUCACAUUUGUACUCAAAUUCUCCUAAAAGGGCUCAACGGCACCUUUCCAUCUGGAACACAGCCUUUAUUCAGAAAACAACAAUAACCAAUUACACAUGAAAAUAUCUUGUUAAUGUCAGUUUAUCUUUUUAAAACUUUACCAAAGACCAUGAAGGACAGGGAGUUGAUUCAUGUUCAGACAGUUUGUCUUGGGCUACCUCAGCGAGCUGCACUUUUCAAACUGUUUUACUUGACAUAGCUGCAAACGCUACUGUUAUCCAGCUCAGAUCACUCAGACAUCAACCUGAACCUCCAGUUUUAAACUUAUUUAUAUUGUUCUUUAAUAUGGAUUUAACAUCCAGUCUCAGGGUUAUCUAAUCGACACAUUUUGAGUUGGCAAAAUCUUGACUGUUCUUUUACAAUUUGAAUCAUGUAGGUUUAUGAUAAUGUAUUGAACCAGCUACACAGCAGGGUCCAUCUAUGUUUAGUGUCAAAUCUAUUUUUAAAUUGCACUUUUUAAUCAUAUUUACCAAAUUAAAAAUAUUUAUGGUCUAUA